AUCUCCGUGUCUCUCCCAGACUCCCACAGCUCAGCUUCGCGUCUUUACAGUCGAACAUUUUCGAGCCUUUUUCUUUAACUUUAAAACUCAAAAAAGAGAAAAAUCCGGAGAAGUUUACGAAGAAGAAGAAGAAGAUGUCGUGGCAAUCAUAUGUAGAUGAUCUCUUGAUGUGCGAUAUUGAAGGAAACCAUCUCUCUGCCGCUGCCAUCGUCGGCCACGACGGCAGCAUUUGGGCCCAGAGCUCCAAUUUCCCUCAGUUCAAGCAAGAAGAAAUCAAUGCAAUCAUGAAUGACUUUGCUGAACCUGGAUCACUUGCUCCAACUGGAUUGUACCUUGGUGGCACAAAAUACAUGGUAAUCCAAGGUGAACAGGGAGCCGUUAUUCGAGGGAAGAAGGGACCUGGAGGUAUAACUAUUAAAAAGUCCAAUAUGGCUUUGCUUAUCGGAAUCUACGAUGAACCAAUGACUCCCGGCCAGUGCAACAUGGUUGUCGAAAGGCUUGGUGAUUAUCUCAUUGAUCAGGGGCUUUGAUCCGUGCUGGU
Molecule: messenger RNA, 541 nt
Organism: Hibiscus syriacus
Lineage: Eukaryota; Viridiplantae; Streptophyta; Magnoliopsida; Malvales; Malvaceae
Product: profilin-1-like
Exons: 3
Coding region: 135-530 (131 amino acids)
Cellular component (GO): cell cortex
Molecular function (GO): actin monomer binding
Source: RefSeq, a predicted model, not a curated record